GACCCUUUCAAGGCCUCUUGUCUCUCUAACUCACAACUUAUACCAACAAUCACACUUUUAACAAUUUUUUUGAUCUUCCAACUUGAAUAGCAAAGAAGAGCCCAUGGCGGGUUUGAAUCAAGAUCGUGGUGGCGUAGAUUCAUCGAAAGAGAUUAUGAAGAUUCACGAAGAACCCAAAUUAGGAGGGCUUAGAGACGAUGUACCUCAGUUUCUAAAGAAAACAUUUGAAAUGGUGGAUGACCCAACAACAAAUUUAAUCAUAUCAUGGAGUGAAACUAAAACAAGUUUCAUUAUUCGGGAUCCUAAAAAGUUCACUCAGCUUUUGCCACAAAGAUUCAAGCACGAUAAUUUCUCUAGCUUCGUUCGUCAACUCAACGCUUAUAGGUUCAAGAAAAUCAAUCCGGAUCAAUGGGAAUUCGCAAAUGAGUUCUUCCUGAAGGAAAACAAGGACUUGUUGAGAAAGAUCAAGAGGAGAACAAGAAACCAGGCACAAAACAUGCAAGAACAUAAGGAAACCGAACAACAAGAAGCUUGUGUUCAUCAAACUAGCCCCUCAAUCGAAUUAGAACUCGAUGUUUUGAAAAAAGAUAACGUUGCACUUAAGCAGGAGAUCUUGGACAUGAAACUACAACAAGAGAUGUUCAAAAAACAGUUGGAGAUUAUUCAAGAACGUAUGCUACGAAUGGAAGUCAAGCAACAAAAGUUGUUGGCAUUCAUGUCGAAAACAUACACGCUUCCGGUUUUUGCUAAACUUUUGCAGCGGCUUAAGCAAAAACCAAAAACGGGUAGUGUUGAAAUGUGCAAAAAACGAAAAUCUGAGCAAAUGCAAAGCUCGAUAAACGCUGACGAACUCAAACGUUCUCAACAAGUGUUGAAUUUGUUGGAACUUGACGCGGGGACUGUGUUUUCGUCAAAUGAAUCUGUAAACUUGCUUGAAGAUCAAAGGAACAUUCUAGAUUACAGUUCAGAAAGCGUUAUCUUGCUAGAGAAAUUGCUGGAGAAUGAACCGAUGAUACACGAUGGUGAACAAUCGCGAAAAGAUCAAACAAAAACUUAUCUCCAAGAAUGGAAAGAACUGAUUCCAAGGUUCAAGGAGCUUAUGAUCCAUUCAUAUGAUCACUGCUAGUUUCUAACUUUCUAUAAAAUUUAGGGUCUUAAUAAACUAAUAAACUUAUGGUUACUUUAUUUUUCUUUGUUUUUAAUUACUUAGUUGCAUGGAAGUUAUUUAUGUAUUGUUACAAUGAAAAAAGAACCUUGUAUUAGGGCACUUUUAGGGUUUAUUUUAAUUUAUGGUUGUUUUUGUAUGGUUA
Messenger RNA from Helianthus annuus (common sunflower), 1310 nucleotides. RefSeq names its product heat stress transcription factor A-6b. The record is from RefSeq and is a predicted model, not a curated record. Gene Ontology annotation, cellular component: nucleus. Lineage: Eukaryota; Viridiplantae; Streptophyta; Magnoliopsida; Asterales; Asteraceae. Gene Ontology annotation, molecular function: DNA-binding transcription factor activity; RNA polymerase II cis-regulatory region sequence-specific DNA binding. Gene Ontology annotation, biological process: regulation of transcription by RNA polymerase II. Bases 104 to 1126 code for a protein of 340 amino acids. The transcript has 2 exons.